CUUUUUUUUGUGCUCCUCGAGACCAGCCGACAGAUCGCAAGAAGACGCGCCGUAGAAUCACGACCAUUACUCUUGUGUAUAUCCUGAACCUUUCAGCAUGUCACGAAUUGCUACACAGCGACUUUUCGCGGCAUCGCCGUGCUUGCGGGUUGCGACAUCUGCGCAAGCCACCCAUCGCCCCUUCUACCUCCACGCGCGACACUCGAGCUCCCUGCCCACUGUUGCGCAGCUGGACUUCUGGAAGUCCCUUAUUCCGAAGCCGUUUCGACCCGAGGAGAAGCUUCGCGAUGAUCCCAUGAUCAAGCGCGUUAAGCCGAAGAGGAAGAAGGAGUGGAACCCGGCGACCUUCUACAUCGUCAUCUUUCUACUGAUCGGCUCCAUGUCCAUCAACAUGCUGUCGACGAAGCAGGCGUUUGAGGCCUUCUCGCGCCAAGCAGACGUGCGCAUCAGCGUGUUGAGGGAGGUGGUCGAGAAGCUGCAGAGGGGCGAGGCGGUUGACGUGGAAAAAGCAUUGGGCACCGGCGACCCUCAGAAGGAGCUGGAGUGGGAGGAGAUGUUGAAGGAAAUCGAGCGCGAAGACUUAUCCCGGCAGAAGAAGCAGGAAAAGGCACGGCAGGCGGAAGCCGCAGCGAAGAGCAAGGCCGAAUCGAUCACGGAGCGGCAACCGGCGGCGGCGGCGGCGGCGGCGGCGCCAGAGGCUGUCAAGACGCCGGCACGGGGCAUGUCGAGCUUUUUCUAGGUUGCAAAAUGGAAACGCUUUGGAUUGGUAUAUUUGAUGGAUUAUGACAGCAUGUCCUUGAACACGCCUUGCUUUGCGGCGGAAGUACCCAAGGUUCCGUCCAAACCGGAUGCCCCGUUCGGCAGCUCCCGAAGCUGCUCGACGAGCGCCGGGAGCACGGCAUCGGUGGACACUUCCGUCCGGACUCUCAGAGUGCCUGUUGGGUCCGGAUCCGACAAGGCGGAUAUCUGAUCCUCGCCUCGCACGCCCCCUGUAUUAACGAUGGCGAUUGGCAUUCCGCGGUCCAGCGCCUUCUUGGCUAGUCGCCACGCCGAGUACGUGGCGAGCGAAGUGCCCAGGAUGAGGAGCUUUCCAGCACCAUCAAUAGCCUCCUCAGCGGCGGUCUUGACUUGGCCGGGAAUACUCUCGCCGAACAUGACGACGGCGGGCUUCAAGAUCCCCCCGGAGCUGGUGGGUUUCCACGCACCGUCGGCGUCCACCUCGACAACAUGGCGUGCGCCUUCAGGCGUGGAAGGUGGCUUCGCGAGGCAAUGCGGGCAGGCCGGGUAUCUAAAAGUGGUGUAUGGCGCGCCCGGCAGGUCCACGUCUCCGUCCGGGUUAGUCCGGAUGCCCUUGUGCUUGCGCUCGGCGGGAUCCUCGGUGUCGAGAGCCCCGGAAGCCAAAGCCUCGACGAGGAAGGCGGCCCAGGCGGGAUUGAGCCUCGCAAGCUCGUCCUGGAAGACGUCUCUGGGAUAUUCAUGCCUGCAGGUGACGCAGACGGUGGA
Molecule: messenger RNA, 1503 nt
Organism: Colletotrichum destructivum
Lineage: Eukaryota; Fungi; Ascomycota; Sordariomycetes; Glomerellales; Glomerellaceae
Exons: 2
Coding region: 98-739 (213 amino acids)
Source: RefSeq, a predicted model, not a curated record